This is a messenger RNA of Coffea eugenioides, 1545 nucleotides long. RefSeq lists its product as uncharacterized. The record is from RefSeq and is a predicted model, not a curated record. Bases 1 to 1545 code for a protein of 514 amino acids. The transcript has a single exon. Lineage: Eukaryota; Viridiplantae; Streptophyta; Magnoliopsida; Gentianales; Rubiaceae. Gene Ontology annotation, molecular function: zinc ion binding.
AUGGAUAAACACUGUGCUGAAGCCACUUCUGAUUGGAUGGCCAAGAAGCUAGUUGGUGUCAUGAGAGAUCAUCCUAAUAUGACCAGCAAAGGUGUAGAGGCAGAGUUGAGAAAGUAUGGUGUGAAGCCAAGUAAAAUGCAGAUUUUCAGAGCUAAGAACAAAGCACUUAAUGAAAUAGAAGGCACACAUGCUGAAUCUUAUUCUAAACUCCCCUCAUAUGCUGAACUGUUAAGGAACAAUAAUCCCAAUAGCAUUUGUAAAAUACAUUAUGAUAGGUCAAAUCUGUUAAUUGAGCCUAAAUUUCUGAGAAUAUUCAUUAGCUUUAGAGCUCAAAAGCUGGGAUUCCUAGAAGGUUGUAGACCUUUUGUGGGAUUUGAUGGAUGUUUCUUGAAGGGUCCAUUUGGAGGUGUGCUUCUCACAGCAGUUGCUUUGGAUGCAAACAACAGCAUUUUUCCAAUAGCAUUUGCUGUAACUGAAUGCGAGAACAAGGAUACUUGGAGAUGGUUCUUCUAUUACUUUCAAGAGUUCUUUGGACCAUUAGACAACAACAUCCCUUUAACUUUCAUGAGUGAUAGGCAGAAGGGACUGAAUCUUGCUUAUGAGGAGAUAUUUCCUGAUGCAACUGGUAGGCAUUGUUGUAGGCAUAUAUGUAGUAAUUUCAAGUCUCAAUUUCCAGGAAUAUUACUUAGAAGUUUCUUUUGGAAGGCAGCAAAAAGUUAUGAUGUUGUUGGCUAUAAUGAAGCAAUGGCAAGUAUUAAAGAUAUUAACAUUGCUGCUUGGAGAUAUCUGGACAAAAUUCCAAGAAGUUCCUGGUGUAGGCAUGUCUUCUCAUCUGAACUUAAAUGUGAUCAUGUAACAAAUAAUUUCACUGAAUCCUUUAAUAAUUGGAUUGGUGAUCUUAGAGGAAAGCCUAUACUGACAUUAGUGGAUGGUUUGAGGAGAAAGUUCAUGAAAAAGUUGCACAAGAGGUACCAGAAAGGUUGCAUUUUGACUGCUAAUAUCACUCCCAGGAUUGCUGAGAAACUCACACAGAUUAGCCAAGCAUCAAUAAAAUGUGAGAUACAUAUGGCUAGUGAAGAUACAUUCGAGAUUGGUGAUGGUGACAGAAGCUACAUAGUUAAUCUCAGCAAAAAAAUCUGUGAUUGUGGUGCUUUUCAGAUAUCUGAAAUUCCAUGUAAACAUGCAGCAUUGGAAAUUAUUUACAGGAGAGAAAAAUUGGAACAUUACUGUGAAGCCUGGUUCACGAGGGACAUGUAUUUGAAGGCAUACUCAGAAAUGAUUCAUCCUAUUCCUGAUGUGAAAAGGUGGCCUGCGAUGCCUGAUUUACUCCAAAAAACUGUGUUGCCACCUCCUUUGCGAAGAGCUCCUGGUAGACCAAGAGUAAAUCGAAGAAGGGAAGCUGAUGAGGGAGCUUCCUCUCACAACCAAAAAGGAGCAGCACUCUCAAGUGUGGCAAUUGUGGAGCUUUUGGUCAUAAUAAGAGGACCUGCAAAGGACAACCUGUGCACAGAACGACUGCAAACAAAACUACAGCUGAACUGGUAG